This is a messenger RNA of Spirometra erinaceieuropaei, 6993 nucleotides long. The record is from the annotation of a GenBank genome assembly. Lineage: Eukaryota; Metazoa; Platyhelminthes; Cestoda; Diphyllobothriidea; Diphyllobothriidae.
AUGGUAUUACCAGAUUCCUAUGCCAAAGCUGGUCGCCGUCCGUCACAAUCAGUUCGUAACGACUUUUACUACGGGGGCCUCAAUGUAUCUUUCAAAACAAAAUCAGAGGAAAUCGAUUUAAGUUUUUCAAAUACUAAUUUGUCGGAGCGAAAUCCCGAAUUCCGUAAGUAUUUUACACUUAUCCUCAGUUUGUCACCAGGACAAACGCUGGAAUUUAGGCCAUUUUGUGGACUGUCAAUUUUAAGCCAGUUAACGGACUGGGAAGAUUUCCUCGGAACAUUCAAGGUGGCAAGUGACCGACACCAUUUGGUCCACGAGGUCAGCUAUCGUCUUAAAGGCCCACGAUUAACCUCGUCAUUUCGAAAUCCAUCCUAUAAAAUUGGUACGAAGACUACAUACCGUUCUGACUCACUUGUUGGUGAGUGUGGUCUCACGUUCCAUUCAUUAUGGCCUCGUGUCUACGCAGCCACCCUCCUCGGGUAAAUCAUUCAUUUCCAUUGUAACUGGUAGACAUGGGGAUUUUUUUGUAGGGUCUAAGCUGUCAUUUAAUACCAGACAACCAUUCCAUUACAAAUAUGGUGUCAAAUUUGGCUACUUGACCGAACAAGUGGAGCUUUACGGAGGCUACUCAAGUAUACGUGGCCUUUCCUUUGGAAUCAUCUCAUCGAGAGGGCCAUUUCAAUGUAUUUUAUAUUCCGACUGGUGCAAGAUUGCAGAGAGCAUGUGUUCUUCACUGGCCAUCAAGUACUGGAUCACAGAUGGAUGUUUCAUCAAGGCAUCUCUAAAUGAUCAUCUGAUCUUGGGUGGCAGCAUUGGCUUGAGAUUAUCCCCUGGUAUGUUGAGCUUACUUCCGCCGAAGACAAAACAAGUAAUUUAAGAGUUUUGACGACUGCCCGACCACGUCGUCUGGCUUUUUUAUCGACACGAGUGCCGAGCACAUCAGAAAGCCUAUGGAACUUUUUGUGGUUGCAAAUUACGCGUCAGCCGUUUUUCCUUUGUCGUCUAGGCUAGAGCUCCUUCAAAGCCAUCAGUAAUCGGCAGCUUUGAAAGUACAGACAGUUCAUACCGUUCACACACACACACAUAUAUAUAUAUAUAUAUAUAUAUAUGAACAGGAAAGUGGGCAUUCUAGAGAUUUAAUUGGGUAAAGGAAACUCCCUUGGGAACUGGAACUUUUGCGCAAAUUUUUGAGGGUGGCCCCCCAACUCUUCUUCAGACGGUGUACAGGAAAAAUUAACUUCUUAACUGGGUUCAACAAAAAAUUGGCCAACGUCUAUGCCAGCACAUGUUUAUCAAAUUUCGUCACUUUUGUGGGAUUGGUUGCGCCAGUUCGAAAUUUUCCUUAACGAUUUUGUUUGCGGCAUCUGGAUCGAUAUGCCGGUUGCAUGCCUCAUCUAAGCGCAUUGCUUCCAGGAAUUCGCGGCCUGUUCUUAUUGGGCAGGCGCCAACAGUACGGGUGUUCUCCCACCCAAAUUUGUGUCUAGUUUGUGCUUGACCAUCCGGGAUAGGUGGUCGCAUCUCUUCACCGCUAACUGAUGAUCAUGUACACGGAUUGAGACAUAUUUUCGAGUCUGGCUAUAGUAGACGGCAUCACAACUAGUACAUGGGAUUUUGUAGACAACACCUUUUCUACGGAAGUAGCCAACCCUGUCCUAAGAGUAUACAAGCUGUGUACGCAAGCUGGUUGUAGGUUCGUGUGUUCCCAACGAAUCUUACAUAUUUCAAAUUUCAUUUCUUAGAAUGCCCAUUUUCCAUUAUAUAUAUAUAUAUAUAUAUAUAUAUAGGCAGAAUAGCAUUACCGACAAAGCUGAUAAAGCGAAGAUGCGCGUCCCCGGACAUAAAUGAGAAGAAGAGACGAUCUCGGGAACCAUAAUUGUAUUGUCCUGACGUUUCAAAAUCAAACAAGAUUUCAUCGUCGGAGGUGAGUUUUGUACCACGCCUCACAGUAUUUAUAGGUGGUGAUGGUCUCCUUUCAACGGGUUUACCUCUCGUCGGGGGCCGGCGUUCGGGCGCUAGCCGUCAUCGCACGUGUUCGCAUGGAUCUUAGUUCUCGUCCUAGGCUGGCAAUCUUCUUUACGACCUCGUGACGGCCUGUGUUCUCACCUGCCGGAUGAGUGGCAGUGACACUGGCACCUUCUUCAGGUCCGUUUCUGUUACUGCGACCGUCCGUUCUCUCACCUGCCGGACAAGUGGGUGUCGCGACUGUUGUGACGAUCGCACCUUCGCCAGAUCCAAGUUGAAGUGCAGCUGCGUUUGUGUCCCCCGUGGGUCUUAGUUCUCGUCCUCGGCUGGCAAUCUUCUUUACGGCCCCGCGACAGCCUACGUUCUCACCUGCCGGAUGAGUGGCAGUGAAGCUGGCCCCUUCGUCGAGUCCGCUUAUGUUACUGCGAACGUCCGUUUUCUCACCGGCUGGACAAGUGGGUGUCGCGACUGUUGUGACGAUCGCACCUUCGUUAGAUCCAAGUUGAAGUGCAGCUGCGUUUGUGUCCCCCAUGGACCCGGCCGUAAUUGGGUUCCUUUCUCCUCGUAACCCGCGUUUAUUCGCCUGUUCUCUGAGCUGCGUCCGGAGGGCCUGGUAGGCUUCGGGAAGCGCUACACAGCGGUUGAUGGAGUUCGUGCUGGUGUGCCAGGCCUCAAUUAUUUCCCUGGUCACGCGAUCAUUUCCUCGGCCCAGGAUUUUGGCACUCUGGAAAGCGAAUGUGUGUCCAGAGUUUGCGCAGUGUUCUGCCACCAGGGAUAGCUGGUCCAUCCUCCUUACGGCCCUCAUGUGUUCUUUAACACGGGUCUGGAGUCGUUUACCGGUCUCCCCAAUAUAGUUCAUCUCGCAGGAGCUGCAUUGGAUCCGAUAAAUCACGUUUGUUGUUUCACCGGGUGGCAGCGGGGUCUUGGGUCUCAUUACCAGAUGCCGGAUUGUUGACUCUGGCCGAUGGGCAAUGCCGAUUCCCAGUGGCCUUAGGAGACGGGAGACCGCCUCAGAGACGCCGUCAGUGUAAGGAAGGGCUCGCCAGACUUUUGGUCUUUCUGUCACUGGGCUUCGGCUUGGCACAGGCCGCCUGUUGCGUUCUAUAAAAUUUCGAGGAUACCCGUUCGCCAUGAAGAGGCGCUGAAGGUGGCGUAGUUCCGACCUUUUGUCGUCUGGCUCGCUGCAGUGUGUGUCUGCCCUUUUGUAUAGUGUGCGUACACAGCUGCGUUUGUGGGACAACGGGUGCUUGCUGUGGUAGCUCAGGAUUUGGCGCGUAUUGGCGGCCUUCCUAUACACCGUUGUUUUCAGGUGUCCAUUUGGGUUCCGGUGAACCAGUACGUCUAGGAACGGUAGUUCGUUGUUGCUUUCGGCCUCCAUUGUGAAUUGAAUAUCAGGCGAAACCGAAUUGAGGACAUUGUGAAAGGUUUGAACCAUUUCCCGCUUGAUGAUGACAAAGGUAUCAUCAACAUAUCGAGCCCAAAAUUUUGGCCUGUAGGUCUCGAAGACUUCGGUCUCUACCUUCUGGAGAACUGCUUCUGCGAUGAAGCCUGAAAGCGGCGAUCCCAUCGGCGUCCCCUUGGUCUGUUCGUACACCCUCCCGUCGAAGGUGAAGAACGUCUUCAGGCAUAAUUUCAGCAGUUGAAUGAGAUGAGUCCGUUUUACACUUUCUUCCGUCUCGUCGUACUUGCAUUCGAGCAGUUCGCUAACCGUUUGGACUGCUAGGCAUUGCGGGAUCGAAGUGAAGAGAGCGGUGACAUCGAAUGACACCAUGACCUCGUCUUCGCUGAGUCGGAUGCCUUUGAGCCGUUCUAGGAAUUGAGCCGCUGAACAGACGGUCGUGGCUGCGUUCGAGGUGAGAGACCUCAGUUUUUUUCUCCACAGAUGCCUUGACAACCAUGUGCUUCCCAAGAGUCUGUCUUACAGGCCACCGGUGAACACAAGUCUGGCAAAACGGUGGGUGACUCAACAUGACAGACGAAUGAUUCGGGCACUCCUCCAAGACUGCCACCUUCGACUGCGCAAAUACAACGGGGUUAUACGCCAAGAGGUUGCAAAGUGCACGGACGUCAUCGGUGAAGACGGCGUCACACUGUUACAACAAGUCAUCGAUAAACGGGCUAGAGAGCUGCGGGCACACAGGGAUGCUGAGCUGGCCACUAAGCUUCGAAGUAUAAGCCACUCAUCUCCGGGAGAAGACGAAAUCCUUGUCCACAAUAUGUCCUCCAAACAGCUGACUCCUACACAAUUGAAAGUACUGAGUCAUGAAGCUUGCUUCAACACCGCAGACGCCGAUCCGUUCAAUCUCGUGGCCAUGGUCGAGUCGAUCCUCAAACAAACCGGGGAACCGGACGAGACAACGCAUCUCAUUCGGCAACAGGUUACCUCCUUGGUGAUGGCGCACAAACCACGUGCCAUUAUUACCAAAGCGGAGCAGAGCGCUCUCAAGGCACUUAGGAAUGAUCGGUCGUGUUACUGAACUCACCCGUCCCGUUGUGCCUUAGGGCUCUCGCUCUCGAGCCCAACCAGCAGCUGCAUAUUGGCGCGUAAUAUAGGAAGGCAGUUGCCGGUUGGUGUACUGUGUAUUUGAGAUUUUUUAGGUACCUUUCAACUACUUCAGAUACACUUCUUACAUAUGAGAGUGUUCGCCAGGUAAUUGGUUUUGGUGCCCGAAUGGCCAUAACAUUGGAAAUACCUUCCCUUUGAAUUGUUGGUGUCUCAUGCAUUGACGUACGAUGUCAUUCGGGUGCCCACUUUGGGAAAAUAGUUUGCGUAUGUAUUUCAUUUCUGCUAGAUAACGUUUCAUCAGAACAGUAAGUUUUGGCUCGAUUCAGAAGGCUGUAGACCGCACUUCGUUUGUAAGAGAUAGUGUGGUUACUCUUGAAAUGUAGGAUGACCUCUGAGUAUGCCUCUUUGCGAUAAACUGAUGUGUGAGGUGAUCCAUCAUUUGACCCAAUUGUGAAAAAUUUGGCGGCCUCGUCGAGUUUAGAACGCACGACAGCAAGGGCAAAGCCUAGUUACAGCCAACGCUCUAACCGCCUGAGCCACAAGGGCCUACCGGAAGCCUUGAGUAUAAUCAUAUUUGGCUCGAGUUAUCCGCCUAGCCUCCUCAACGUAUGGAAUCUGCCAAUUCUAAUUCAGUAAGCUGGCUGCUAAGGCAGGAUUUCCUAUGCAGUGAAUCUGGAAUCCACCAGAUGACUACUGGACUCACUUGAUUAAUCGAGAGAAGCUGAAGUACUUACAUGUCCCAUUUGAAGCCAACGGUUGUCCGACCUCCGUCAUAUGCAAAUGUCUCAGGAGGCCCCACUCUAGGCGGUCGUACGAGAAAAAAAAACAAAAGUUCGGGCUCUUGAUCCCCUACGCGAAGAACCUUUCAGAGGCUACGGCGAAAAUCUCGAAACCGUUUGGCAUUGGUACGGCUCAUAAACCAGAGUCAGCAACCGAACAGAACAGCACGAGGCCCAAAGACCCACUACCAGCAACAGACUAACCGACGGUGAUCUGCAGCAUACCACGCCCAAAAUUGCGAUGCAGGGUAUAUUUGUGAAACGGACAUACGCACUGGCACAAGAUUGUACAAACACCAGCAUGCAGUCACAAACUACCGCAGAACCACAGUUGCGCCCAUGAGAAAGCGAGCGUGAUCGCCCGUGCCAAUGCUAAGGUGGCCAGACUUAUGUUCGAAAUCUGGUCCUCGACUGACACACUUAACCGAGCCAUAGACCGGCAUCCCGUCUACCAGGCGCCACGCACAAAACUCGAGUCAGCUCGGACAGGGCCAAUAGAACGGGCGAAAGGAAUUGUGCAAGACCGGCAGCCAACGCCCUCUAAGGAUAGGGGAAGAGCCGAUGGGAAGUCGUGUGGCCGGCAUGACACAUUGUCUCGCCGACGCGCUCGCUACGGCGAAAGCAGUACGCAAGAACAGCAGCAACCAAUCAGUCCACCGGCUGACUAAGGGGGGGGGGGUAGGUAACAAGCACGCUGACUUAGCUGUAGAGGGGAUAAGUCACGCUUUCCCUCCAAUGGUUAACUUCGGAGAGGCCAAAACCAGCUAGCAACAAGCAGGUAGGCGAACGUACGGGCCUCAUGCACGGUUGUAAUGCGAGACAGGCGGCAUGGCUGAAUAAAUCAAGACCAGCAUGGUGAGUAACCGCACUCGGUGGUGAUUAAUGGCUAUCGUUGAGCGCUCCCCCACCAGUGUAGUUUACCCGAUCGCAGCCGACAGGAUAACCAGCAUGCGGCUCAAUGAUUAAGGCGUUGAAUUUCUUACUAACUGGUCGCGGAUUCAUGUCUCAGGUUUUGCAAAGUCUGGGUUCGGACGGAGCCGACGGCCAACAAGCUGGAAAUGGCCAUCCCAAUCUCUCUUGCCUUUGUCUGUAAUUUCAUGCGGCUUUUGGUUAUUGGGUCGAACGCUCUACCAUUGAUCCGCGGGCCUUUUGUUCUGUCGGUUGCGUUAGGGAAUGUUAACUGCUUAGGAGUUGCGUCGACCAAUCUGGUUACGGUACACGCUCGUCGCCUAAUCUACCUCAGUCUCGUUGGUUUCCCUCUGAAUAUACUAAUAUUCGCUAUGCGACUGUGAGUUUAAAAAUGUGUAUCCCGCCCAGCCUGGUCCAAACUAUGUUUACAGAUAUUAUUAUUUGGACACGGAGUUCAUCCCAUAGGAGGUGACUGCUCUAAAUCCUUAACUUACGUGAAACCGUGAAACCGGAUGUCAUGAGUUUGGGUUUUAGUUCAGUGUACAUAAAUUCUGUUAAUAGAACAUGGCCUUGUGUUUGGAUUACGUCAUGGACCAGAGCUUGUUGGGGAGAGAGCGAUGAAUAAUGGACCUCUGCAAGGUCUAUUUUGCUUUAGUAUUCCGUGCUUCAUGAAAAUGUAUUUUCUAGAUGUUCGCUCGGUCCUGCUUCGUUGCGAAUAAGAGGAAAUUUAACUCUCGUGUUUCAGGGACAUUUGUAUCUGCCUCGAUCCUGCAAGCGCCGGAAUCAUACUCAGCCUUUAACACUCAGUUCGGGCUUGGUUUUGACAUUGAGAAGUGA